AUGAGUCCCUUUCAAGCCUUGUAUGGAUGCACCCCUCCACACUUAGCCUUCCCUUCUACUGCCGCCAUCUCAGUUGGUGUUGUUGAAGAGUAUUUGAAGCAAAUAGAUGUUGUCAUGGAUAUUUUGAAAGAUGCUCUCCACUAUUAUCAAGAGAGAAGGAAAUUAUUUGCUGACCUUAAAAGAACAAAGAGACACUUUGAAGUGUGGGAUAAGGUUUACCUGAAGCUACAACCUUAUAUACAGGCAUUUGUGUCAUUAAGAAGGAACCUCAAACUUGCUGUUAAGUACUAUGGGACUUUCACUGUUUUGUACAGGAUCAUAUUGGAAGCUUACAAGCUACAUCUGCCAGCAGAAGAAAGAAUUCACCAUGUCUUUCGUAUAUCUCAGCUCAAGAAGCAGAUUGGUAUCAGUCACACUCCUUCCCCUGCUCUGCCAAUCUUAGACACUGAUCGCCAAAUACUUGUCAUUCCUGCAGCUGCAUUGGACUCAAGGACCAUCACCAGGAAUGGAAUUGUUGUACCACAACUGCUCAUUCAAUGGACAACCGCAUCAGCUGAAGAUGCUACUUGGGAGGAUUCAACACACAUCCAGCAUCAUUUUGCUAAAUUUAAUCCUUGA
Molecule: messenger RNA, 618 nt
Organism: Papaver somniferum (opium poppy)
Lineage: Eukaryota; Viridiplantae; Streptophyta; Magnoliopsida; Ranunculales; Papaveraceae
Exons: 1
Coding region: 1-618 (205 amino acids)
Source: RefSeq, a predicted model, not a curated record